Molecule: messenger RNA, 1539 nt
Organism: Torulaspora globosa
Lineage: Eukaryota; Fungi; Ascomycota; Saccharomycetes; Saccharomycetales; Saccharomycetaceae
Product: hydantoinase/dihydropyrimidinase family protein
Exons: 1
Coding region: 1-1539 (512 amino acids)
Cellular component (GO): cytoplasm
Molecular function (GO): hydrolase activity, acting on carbon-nitrogen (but not peptide) bonds
Source: RefSeq, a predicted model, not a curated record
AUGAGUACUUAUGACGUGGUGAUAAAAAACGGUAUAAUUUGUACUGCCAGCGAUUUCUAUCCGGCAGAUAUCGGAAUUAUUGGCGAGAAGAUAGCUGCGAUCUGCGAUUGUAUCGAUCCUGUCCAUGCUGGCGAGAUCAUUGAUGCCGAGGGCGGGAUAGUGACACCUGGAGGGAUCGACGCUCACGUACACGUAGAUGAACCAGUGAAGCUUCUAGGCGACGUAGCAGAUACAAUGGGAGAGGCAACCAGAAGUGCCGUAGCAGGUGGAACAACCACUAUUAUUGCAUUCGCCUCACAGGAUUUGUCUCUGACGGGACCGCACGCCUUGAGCCAGUCUGUCAAGAAUACCACUGACAUGUACUCGAAACAGCGCUUAUAUUGCGACUAUGGUCUCCAUAUGAUCCUCGCCAGGCUGGAAGGUACGGGCACGGCAACUAGAGAUAUUUUAGACCAACAGCUGGAAAACGUUUAUCAAGAUUGCGGAGUCAGCAGUAUAAAAGUCUUUAUGACAUAUCCGGGUUUGCAGAUGUCUGACUACAAUUUGUUAAACGCAAUGUAUGCCAGCAGGAAAAACGGGAUCACGACUAUGAUCCAUGCAGAAAAUGGUGAUAUUGUUCGGUGGAUGACUGAGUCUUUGGAGGAGCAGGGUCUCCUGGAACCAUAUUACCACGGCGUCUCCCGCCCCACUAUAGUAGAAGGUGAAGCGACUAACAGGGCGGUGACACUGGCGCGAACUAUGGACAAUCCAAUCUUAUUCGUUCACGUAUCCUCUCCAGAGGCUAUCGACACAAUAAGAAGGGCUCAAACGGCCGGACUUAAAGUCUAUGCGGAGACCUGUCCUCAGUAUGCCUUACUUUCAGACGAAGAUACCAAAUGUGCUCAUGGGGAUGAUUUCGCAGGAGCGAAGAACAUCUGCUCCCCUCCUCUUAGACCAGAGGAGGUGAAGCAAGCGAUAUGGCGCGGCAUGAACAAUGGGUCGUUCACCAUUGUAGGAUCUGAUCACUGUGCGUACCUCUACUCUAGUAAGGAAAAAGGAAAACACAAUGCCUUUGCGAAGUGCGAGAAUGGGAGAUUUAGAUACAUUCCCAACGGUAUGCCAGGUGUCUGCACUCGCAUGCCCUUGUUGUUUGAUGCGGUUAUGCGAAACAGGCUGAGCUCUUUGAUGAAAUUUGUUGAAAUCAACUGCACAAACCCAGCCAAAAUAUAUGGGUGCUAUCCACAAAAGGGAGGCCUCCUUCCGGGCUCUAGCGACGCUGAUAUUAUAGUAUGGUACCCAAACGACAAACAGUACGAUUUACAACCAGAAGUAAUUACCAAUGACCUAUUGGAGCACGCAUGUGAUUACACGCCAUAUGAAGGCGUCGAAAUCAAGAACUGGCCUCGGUUCACAAUUGCCAGAGGGAAAGUUGUUUAUAAGGAGGGCAAACUUAUGCAUGAUAAUGCGAGGGGGCAAUAUAUCAGAAGGAAAAAGAGUAGCCUGAGCUCCCCAAACAAUGCAUGGCCUUCGGAAUGGCGACCUGCGUAUGAUAAAAAAUGA